UUGUGUGCUCGUCUGUAAACUAAUACCGGAUAUAGACGACUAAAAUUUGCGAUACUUUGUGUGGUGCAUAUAUUGGAAAGUGACUGAGCAGUGUUUUACUAGUAUUAUCCUGAUUUAUAAAGGAAUGGAGGAAGCCACUCCUGCAUCAAGUGCUCUCCGUGGAAGUCCAUUAACCUACUGAUUCAACUUAAAGAUUAAAUUACAAUGGAGGAGAAAAUCACGAAAAUAAUAUUUAUCCUGAUAACUUUGGCCCUAGUGAAUGAAAUGUCAAUUAACGUUUUAGCAAAGGAGAAUAACAAACGGAGAUUUCGAGAUAAAACUGGGGGAUUUCGAAAGAAUAUCUGUGACGUCACAGACCGCGAAUCCAAAGUUCAUUGCUAUUGUGAAAAUUCCAGAGAACUGAAGAAUGCGACAAAAGCAGAAUGUUGGGUAUUCAAUAGUGGCAUUUCAAAGGACGAUGUAAUCUGGCAAAGUUUUGCCUCCCAGCCGACUUUAAAAACAUUAUCGUUCAGCAUCAGAGUGGAUGGCACAUUGAGUUAUAUACCAUCGAAAGCGUUACAAUACUUAAAAGAUCUCAGAUCUAUUACCAUUAGAUACGCAGCUAUAACUGAUAUCACUCCUUACGCUUUCAAUAAUUUAACAAAUUUAACUGAAAUAAUUUUACCUCAAAACGAAAUAGAAUCUUUUCAUCAGCACGCCUUUGCUCAUUUACCAAAUUUAACUCUGAUAAAUCUAGAAGAUAAUAUGAUUACAGAAAUUGGUACAGAAGUGUUUUACGAUUUGCCGGAGCUACAGAGGAUUGUGUUUACAAAGAACAACAUAUCGUCAAUAGCAAACGGCGCAUUUCAGUACAUGUACAAGCUAUUAGAUUUGUUCUUGAAUAGAAACAACAUAUUCCAUAUGAACCGGCACACCUUUGAUGGAUUAGCAAACUUACGGAAAUUGGAUCUUCGACAAAAUCACAUUCACAAUUUAACCGAAUUCACGUUUGCCGAGUUGUGGAAUUUACAGGAACUGUUAUUAGGAAAAAACAACUUGAAAUUCGUUUCUGAGAGAGCCUUCGACGGUUUAUCCCAACUCAAAAAGUUAUUACUGGAUGACAAUAAAUUAGUUACGCUACCUUCAGGUUUAUUUGCCGGCGUGAGGGGCUUAAUCUCCCUGGAUUUACGUUCCAAUGAACUAUAUACAUUAACUUUGGAUAACAUCAGACCCAUAUUGGACAAUCUAAAGUCACAAAACAGUAAUUUGUUACUUCAAGAAAACAAUUUUGUAUGCGACUGCAGAUUAAAAUGGAUCCACUCGCUACGCAACGAAACGCAAAGUCAGAACACAAUACUGGCUCUAGAUAAUAUCACGUGUACCAUGGACCCCAAUCUAGUCAGCUCCACUUACACCAAAACAUUUCAUGUCAUAGAAAGUAAAAAGGAACAAAACGACGAGAUACUGCAAGCAGAUAUCAUUACUGGACCGUUAAAAGAGAAGAUAAACGUAACGGAUAAAGAAAACAUGUACAAGAAUAAAUAUUCAGACAGUAGAAAAGUGCCCACAAAGGUAUCCUUAACGAGAACUUUCUUCAAUAUACCGCCAGAGAAUUUGCCUUGUCCCAGAGAACCAAUCAAGACUACAGAACCGCCACAAAUUAUAAUGGAUCCAGUCAUGCCACUGCAGAAUAAAAUAAAAACGAAUAGACAUCAAGAGAUGAACUCUGCUAACAGAUUGUUUCGGAUAGCAAUUGUUUUCUUAGUUCCUGUUGUGUGCACUCUCGUGUAGUCAAUUGCGUGAAAUUAGUGAUUAUAUUUAAGUAUGGUACAGACUAUAAAGCCACUAGUAUAAAGAUUGUACUGUAACAAAUUAAUAUGCACUUAAACGUUUAUGCAAAAGGAAAUUGUGAUUAUUAUUAUCAUUUCAAUGUCGUAUCGUAAUAUUAAUGUUAGCUAGAUUAAUGUUGUAAAAUAAUAUCAUCUUACAAAACUAUACAGAAUCAUUGGUAAGCUGUUGCUUUUCCUAACAUCAAACUUAAAUUAAUAUUGUAUAUAGUGACGUCAUUUCUUUCAUAUUUAUUUAUAACUGCUGUUUCCGCGACUUCGUCCGCGUGGAAUUUAACUUUAAUUUUCUAAAAUAGAAG
Achroia grisella is the source of this 2125-nucleotide messenger RNA. It is a transcript of the gene Con, whose product is annotated as connectin-like. The transcript is spliced from 4 exons. The coding region runs from base 205 to 1770 and encodes 521 amino acids. NCBI's taxonomy places the organism in Eukaryota, Metazoa, Arthropoda, Insecta, Lepidoptera, Pyralidae. The record is from RefSeq and is a predicted model, not a curated record. Gene Ontology annotation, molecular function: protein binding.